Coffea arabica (coffee) is the source of this 931-nucleotide messenger RNA. The record is from RefSeq and is a predicted model, not a curated record. NCBI's taxonomy places the organism in Eukaryota, Viridiplantae, Streptophyta, Magnoliopsida, Gentianales, Rubiaceae.
UGAUACAUUUCUCCCUCUCUCUGUGGAACAUGAAUUCGAGGUCAACAUUCAGCAUGUCUUAGUCUCUGACUAUAACACCAGCCUACAUAGUCAAUUAGUCAUAUAAAAACCUUCCAGCCAUAGAUUGUUUUUGCUUUCUUGGCAAGAUAAUCACCCACUUAGCUAGUAGUUUUGUGUAUACUGCCCAAGUUAGAACUUAGAAGCAGCCUAAACUCUUAAUGAGUUUCACCACCCCUAGUUCUGAUGGACUCCUGCAAAAUGGGUUUCCACUAAUGGAAUCAAAGGGAUUCCUUGAUGCUACCGAAGAAGAUGAAAUAACAAAGUUAACAGGCAAAACCAUGUUGAGCUCUGAAAAUUCUUGCGCAAACUAUGGUGAUUUGGAUCCCAAAGACAACAAAACAAAGCCAAACAAAAGAAGAUCGAGGGCAUCGAAAAAGACUCCUAUGAUUCUCCUCAAUGCCAACACUACGAAUUUUCGAGCCUUGGUGCAACAGUUUACGGGCUGCCAGAGUGCUCCUUCUUCUUCAUUCAAAGGUCCAAUCAACUUGAACUUUGGAGGAGGGAGUGCAGAAAAUGAUAUGGACGUAGCUGAUCAUCAAUCUAGUAUCUUUGGAUACAACAAUUUUGUUCAAAACAUUCAGGCUGAUGAUCAAGUGCGUGAUCAGCAGCAGCAAUUAGAAGAUCACGAACGUCUGUUAUCUAGUGGGAGCUUUGAUGGAGAUGCUUCCCUUUCAACAUAUGGUAAACCUGAAACUUAUGCAACCGCCUUGGAAAAUAUAGGUGCAGAGAAUGGUAACCUUUUUCACGAUUUCCCAGCAGAUUUUUCUUCCAAUGUACUUCCAGAUGAUGAUGAUUUUACCUUCUGAUGGUUCUGAGAAUCAAUUACCAGUAGAAAUUUUUGUUUGUCAUCUUCAUCACUCAGAUAAUGAAU